AAAUGUUAAUAAUUAUCAUUUGUCUUCAGGUUCAGAUAUUCAGAAUUUGAAGCUUUAAGUUUUCAGAGUUUUGAAUUAUUUUCAAUUUAUUUAACUUUUUUUUCAUUGAAUUAUACUCUAAAUCCAUAAACUAAUUCCGGGUGAUUGUAAUCUCGGAAAUUUUAAUUGGAAGCAAGCUAGACAUUUUCAAUAAACUUUUAUUGGCAGUUGAAAAAAUCAAUUCAUCUUACUUCAAGACUUGAACAAAGUUUAAAUUGUUGCAAGAAUUCAAAUAUUCGAGUUACAUUUAACAAUUAUAUCAUUAUGAUUUUAUUUAAACGAGUACUGUCUUUUAAAAUUAACAAACAAAAACAGUUCUUCAGAUGCUUUUGUAGCUCUGAUAAUACUUUAGAGACAAUCAAGUCUAAUCAAAUUCAAUGGCCUAAGGACUACAACAAUAUUCCAUUGGAACCCAAUGUUACUAAUUUUUCUACUAUUAGUCCAGCAUUACUCCCUACAUUUAAUCUGGCUGCAUAUGUAAAUGACUCCUAUUCAUUACAACAGUUGGUCAAACUGGGUGUAGAAAUUUACAAAUUUGACAAUAAACCUAAUGUAAUGGAAACGAUAUUGAAAUUAGAUUUUGAACGUGAUAUGAAACCGUACAUAAGAUUUAUUCAUGAUUGCGGAGUUCCUGUUGAAGAAUUGGGAAAAUUUCUCACAAAAAAUCCUAUGAUAUUUUCUGAACAUAUGGAUGAUUUAAUAACCCGAAUUAAUUAUUUAGAACAUAAAAAAUUUAAUAAAGAAAUGAUAACUACUAUAAUUCGAAAACACCCAAAAUGGUUAUCUCAAAGUACAGUUGACAUUGAUACCAGUCUUGGAUUUUUUCAAACUAACUUUUUUCUUUCUGGUGAUAAUAUCCGUAGUAUAGUUACUAAAUUACCAAAAUUGAUUACUUGGCCAAAAAAAUCGGUAAAUUUAAUAAUGUUUUCAUUGAUUGAAGAAAUGGGUUUUAAUAAAAGUGAAAGAAAAAGACUUUUACAAAUCCACCCUAGAUUAUUUACUAUGUCAAAAAAUCAUUUAUUACAACGGUUCAACUACAUACAUCAUACUAUGGACAUAAAUCACGACCGCAUUGUUCUUGAACCUCAAGUUAUGACCAGUCGUUUAUUUAGAACCAAACAGAGACAUGAAUAUCUGAAAUAUUUAAACCGAGCACAAUAUGACCCAACAAAGCCCAAUUAUGUACCACUUUCAAAAUUAGUUUCAGGAGAUGAUUCAGAAUUUUGUAUUAAUCUUGCUAAGACUAGUGUUGAAAUGUUUAAUACCUAUCUGAAGACUGUUCAAUAAUGUUACAAUUUAAUUACUCAUUUGUAAAAAUGUAUGUUUCACUAAUAUUGUGUUUUUAAUUUGUUUGUUUAUUUAUUAUUUAACAUUAGUGUACCUAUCACAGUUAUCUACAUGAGAAGAUAAUCGUGAUAUCUAUACAAUAAUGAUAAUGAAUUUAAAUAUAUUUGCAUUUACAAAUGUAUGUAUCAAUGGGUUUAUAUAUUAUAUACUUAUUGACGAUUUAUAAAUUAUAUAAAAAAUAUGUUUAUAUAUUAUAAUAUGUGUAUUAAAUAUGCAAUGGAAUUUACUAACAAUUUUGAGAAUGUUAAAUAAAAAAAAUAUUUAGUUUCAAGGGCAAAA
This is a messenger RNA of Myzus persicae (green peach aphid), 1665 nucleotides long. RefSeq names its product transcription termination factor 3, mitochondrial (gene mTerf3). The record is from RefSeq and is a predicted model, not a curated record. The transcript is spliced from 2 exons. Gene Ontology annotation, cellular component: mitochondrion. Gene Ontology annotation, biological process: mitochondrial ribosome assembly; regulation of DNA-templated transcription. Gene Ontology annotation, molecular function: double-stranded DNA binding. Bases 304 to 1326 code for a protein of 340 amino acids. Lineage: Eukaryota; Metazoa; Arthropoda; Insecta; Hemiptera; Aphididae.